Messenger RNA from Acomys russatus (golden spiny mouse), 1247 nucleotides. It is a transcript of the gene Ackr1, whose product is annotated as atypical chemokine receptor 1 (Duffy blood group). The transcript is spliced from 2 exons. Gene Ontology annotation, biological process: chemokine-mediated signaling pathway; inflammatory response; regulation of chemokine production. The record is from RefSeq and is a predicted model, not a curated record. Gene Ontology annotation, molecular function: C-C chemokine binding. Lineage: Eukaryota; Metazoa; Chordata; Mammalia; Rodentia; Muridae. Gene Ontology annotation, cellular component: membrane. The coding region runs from base 1 to 1005 and encodes 334 amino acids.
AUGGGGAACUGUCUGUACCCGGUGGAAGCCUAUUCACUAGGCAAGAACGGAACUCAGUUUACCUUCGACGAAUGGAAUUAUUCAUAUGAAGACAAUGUCUCCUAUGAAUCUCUGGAUGACUACAGCAUGCUAGCAGCUGCUCCCUGCCAUUCGUGUAACCUGCUUGACAAAUCUUCACUGCCCUUCUUCAUUCUCACCAGUGUCUUGGGCAUGUUGGAAAGUGGUCUUGUCCUCUUUGCAAUUCUCAGACCUCUUUUCCACUGGCAGAUCUGCCCUAGCUGGCCCAUUUUGGCACAGUUGGCAGUGGGCAGUGCCUUCUUCAGUAUGGCAGUGCCCAUCCUGGCACCAGGCUUAAACACUGGCCAUCACACAGCCCUGUGCAGACUGGGCUACUGGGUCUGGUAUACUUCAGCUUUUGCCCAGGCUCUGCUGAUAGGAUGCUAUGCCUGCCUGAACCCCAGUCUGAGUAUCGGUCAAGUCCCUGCCCUCACCUUGAGACUCACUGUGGGACUUUGGGGAGCUGCUGCUGUCUUAGGGCUGCCAGUCAUGCUUGCCAGUGGUGCUUAUGAUGGCCUCUGCACCCUUGCAUCCACCAAGGACCUGGAAGCUUUGAAGUUCACACAUUCUGCUGUCUGUUUUACCACAUUCACUGUAUUGCCACUGGCUCUUUUGGCAGCCAAGGGGCUGAAGAUGUCAUUAAGCAAGGGGCCAGGCCCCUGGAUUAAUGUCCUAUGGGUCUGGUUCAUCUUCUGGUGGCCUCACGGGAUGGUUCUCAUAUUCGAUACCUUGGUGAGGUCCAAAACCAUGCAUUUGCAGUCAUGCCUAUCCCAGCAGAUUCUUGAUGCAGCGUUGAAUCUGGCAGAAGCCCUGGCUGUAUUGCACUGUGUGGUUACACCCGUGCUCCUGGCCCUGUUCUUCCACCAGACUGCCCGUAGAUGCUGUCUCUCUCAGUCCCUCCCUGCAAGACAGUCUUCCCAAAUGGAUGCCAUUGCAGGCAAAUCUUAGUUCUUUACCCACAUGUCAACUUAAAUUAAAGUCUAUAUUGCUUUUGUGAAGUGGGUGCUUUCUUAUUUUACCUGGAGUUAAAAAGAAGGAGAAAGACCAUGGAGAGAAAGGAAGGCAAUGCGUGCCCGAUUUUCCUGUUUCUAGAGCUGCCCUGGAAGAAAGAGAAUGGUGGAUAAACAUCCUCAGGGAAUACAGAUGUUCUCUUGAGGUGAGUGAUUUCUGUCUUCUUGUGGGAACAGGAA